This is a messenger RNA of Oppiella nova, 970 nucleotides long. NCBI's taxonomy places the organism in Eukaryota, Metazoa, Arthropoda, Arachnida, Sarcoptiformes, Oppiidae. The record is from the annotation of a GenBank genome assembly.
UUAAUACAUUUCAUUCACUAUUGAUAUUCAAUUCAAUACAAGGAUUUAGUGUUCAUUUCAAUUGUUCUCCAAUUGUGUGCUAUUUGUGCGACAAUUAACUCAUUAUAAGCAGUGAUUAGCCGUCACUUCAGUCACUGUUUUGUCUGCUUUUAUACAACACUUGAGUCCAAAAAGCAAUUGAUUUGCAGUUCAUUAUAACCACUGAUUGUCUGCCAAUCGAUACUUCAUUUGUCUUUCAAUUAAACCCAAUAUGGCUUCGGAUCACGUCUUAAAAAACGACACAAACCUCACUCAACACAUGAAGCACUCGAGCUCUGAAGACACGUCCGGACCCGACGAAGACGUGGACAACCAAACGGCUGAUGCCAUCGAUGUGAUAGAAGAAGACAAUAAUAGGAAAGACUCUAAAAGUGAUGACAAAUCCAUGGGCNACAUGAAGCACUCGAGCUCUGAAGACACGUCCGGACCCGACGAAGACGUGGACAACCAAACGGCUGAUGCCAUCGAUGUGAUAGAAGAAGACAAUAAUAGGAAAGACUCUAAAAGUGAUGACAAAUCCAUGGGCGCAGACGUCACCCAAAAGGCCAUCGAAUCGGCCAAAUAUUUCGGAAGUUUCAUAUUCAGUGCCGCCUCUAAAGCCCGACAGACAGUGACGGCGACCGCCAAACAACUCAAACAUUCGGUCGAACACGCGGGAAUUAUGCAGGACUUCACUAAAGAGCAACAGGAGUUCAUCCGCGAACACGGGGGCAAAGCGGAGGUGUCGGACGCCCCGUGGGUCGGGUGCGAGGACGAGGACAAAGUGAAGACAGAGAUACUGUCCCUCUCUCAGGACAAACGCAAUUUCGUGCGCAGCCCUCCCAGUGGUGUACAGUUUGCCUUCGAUAUGGACACCACUUACCCCAUAGCGUUGGCCCUUCUCAAGGAGGACCCCAACCUCAACAAAAUGCGCUUCGAAAUUGUGCCCAAA